Clarias gariepinus (North African catfish) is the source of this 1520-nucleotide messenger RNA. RefSeq names its product cell adhesion molecule DSCAM-like. Gene Ontology annotation, cellular component: external side of plasma membrane. Gene Ontology annotation, biological process: negative regulation of T cell proliferation; immune response; cellular response to lipopolysaccharide. The record is from RefSeq and is a predicted model, not a curated record. The coding region runs from base 1 to 957 and encodes 318 amino acids. NCBI's taxonomy places the organism in Eukaryota, Metazoa, Chordata, Actinopteri, Siluriformes, Clariidae. The transcript has 7 exons.
AUGCAGGUGUGUUUUCUUCUCCUCCUCAUACAGCUUCAUGUCACUGAAGGCUGCAGACUUGAUGGAUACAGAGAGACAAAACCCAUCACUGCAGACACAGGAGACUCAGUACUGCUGCCCUGCUCCUGCACUGACCUCCACACCACGCCUGGGACAUUCACAUGGGAGAAAUACAUAACAAAUAAAUGGGUAGAGAUAUCUCCUGAGAGUGAUCAGUACAAAGAGAGAUUUCAGCUGGUUAGUGAUCACUCUUCAGGAAAUCUCUCUCUGCUCAUAUCACACCUGACUGUAGAGGAUGGAGGAUGGUACAAGUGUAGUGUUGAAGGUGGUGAAAACAGAGACGUCAGCCUCACUGUUAAAGGUUGCCUGCAGAAACAGACAGUGUAUGUGACUGGAUACGUGGGACAGUCUGUCCUUCUGCCCUGCUCCUGCUCUCAACUACAAGCCAAACCACACACUCUCAGAUGGAUCUUUUAUAAAGGAUCUGAUUAUAAAGAAAUCUUCCCAAAGGACCAGACAAAUCUCUACACACACAGAGUUCAGCUCAUUAAUGAUCAUCAUCCAGGAAAUCUCUCUCUACUCAUAUCACACCUGACUGUAGAGGAUGGAGGAUAUUACAGGUGUCACAUCAGCAACAAUGACUAUAAAGAAGUCUCAGUCACAGUUAAAGAGGCCACAAGAAGACUUUUAACACCCAGACCAAAGACCAAACCCACUUCCACAGCAGUUCUUGUAGACGUCACACCUACAAAACCAACCCUGGUGGUCAAGGACAAAAUCAUUCCACAGCCUGAAACCUGUAAUAAAGAGUCUCUUCCCUUUGUUCCCUUCGCUGCAAUGACGGUGAUUUUUCUGCACAUCAUCAUAGCUGUGGUCUAUUACAGAACCAGAAAUAAAGGUCCUGAUCGAGCUCAUUACAGCAGAACUGAUGGAGAUGGAACAGUGAGUCUGCAGUAGAGAAGAACAUUAUAAGAUACACAUUUAACAGCAGUUGACAAGCCUACACACCUGAUUAACAGAGCAGAUAGAUAUUUAAACUGGAUUAACAGACCGUAUAGUAUACUUUAAGUUUUAUUAUUAAGUAUACUUAUUAAGUAUACUUCUCUUCGUACCUGAUGACCGAUGGAUUUAAUUUUUCAAAUAAGAUCAUCAAAGUCGAGAAAAAGGCUUUUGCUUGAUUUCCAUUCUGAAAUAAGAAAAACAUUUUUUUUAAUUUUCAUUAACCUUUUUUUCAGGUAAUCAGGUAAAGUUCACAUUGUUUGGUAGAAGUUUCCAUUUAAAUACAUGAUUAAAAAUAUGAAAUGCAUGAAUAAGGUUUUAUUGCCCCAUCAUUAAUCAGAUGUUUAUCUGCAAGUUACCUGGUUUGGUAACUAUUUAACAUGCAUCAAUGUUAUACUACAUCUCCACUAGAACUGUUCAUGUUGUUCAUGUGCAGUUUGUGUUGUUCCGUCAUGUUUUCUUUGUUGGAUAAUAGUUUAUAUUUUUGUCCUUCUUUAGCGUAUGUAUAUAUGAUCAUCCAA